GUAUCAAGAAACUUCGAAUACUAGUGCCAAUACUACCCAAGUUACUAUUACCGGUAGACUUCCGCAUCAAUAUCCCACUGUAGUGCCUGACGUCAACAACCGACCCCCUAUGGUUUUUAUAGUAGAGGGGAAGAAGGAUGUUUCUAAAAUCCACCCAGAGAUGAACAGAUGUCGUAAGCAUUCCGAACAAAGCAUAUCUAUUACCUAUUUGUAUUGCCAAGAAAAACAGUGAAAUGGCGACAUCAGCACGUUACUUCAACAAUCCGACAACACCAUUGAAGAAAGUUGAUGCUCACAGUGAGCUCAUUGCCAGCCUCAGAAGAAUCGUUAAGUUGCACCCACCUAUUCAUACUUGCUCAACAAGCUGGUCUUUUAGCGGUCUCUAUUCUGGCCCCACGUCAAUUGCAUUCUUAUUCUAUAGAUUAUCUGGUGUUUAUCCGAAUUUCGAAUAUGAACAUCAGUCUCUCCUCGAAUGGGCUGAAGCUUACCUUCAGCUCGGAGCACGAACACAAAAACGGACACCUACGCCAGGUCACUGUGGCGUUGGCAAUGAGACGUUGGCUCAUCUUGCCUUGAAAUCGAUACUUUCAGAAGAUGCCACUCUCGUAAGAGAGUUGUGUUCGUACGCGGAAGCAAUCAACUCGUCAACAGAAGAUGGAUCCAAUGAAUGGCUUUAUGGUCGUGCUGGGUACCUAUAUCUCAUGAGGCUUUGUCAUGAAGUCUUCUCCGAGGUACAUCACCCCGGGACUGCAGCACUCUUGCAGCGGACAAUUGAAAGCACUGCCAACCGAAUACUUAAAACCCCCCCACCGUGGGUUUGGCAUGGAAAACACUACAUAGGCGCAGCUCAUGGAUCGAUUAGUAUUAUCACACAAGUUGUUUUAUCAAUACCGUCUAUGGCUCGUCAGCUUCAACCGCUGCUAGUGGAAUUGCUAGAUUCCCAAUUUCCAAGCGGAAAUUUUCCUUCAUCGCUCCCAGCUGGCUCGGACCGACUUGUACAAUUCUGCCAUGGUGGGCCAGGAAUUGUGAUAUCGCUGCGCACGCUUUUGCCUUUCUUCCCUGAAGUGUCGGAGAGAAUCGACCGGGCAAUCAGGGCUGCUCAAGUCAAUAUUUGGGAGAAAGGCUUGCUCACUAAGGAACCUUGCAUAUGUCACGGGAUUGCUGGAAAUUCUCUCGCACUUGACAAAGAUGAUCAAUAUCUUCAUUUCCUCUCUUUCAUGGAUAGCGAGAGGAUCCAGAGGCUGUUGCAAGACUCGUCCCGUGACAAUAGUACGGUAGGUCUAUACACAGGCGAAUCUGGGCGCGCUUGGUGUUGGGCUGUCGCACAUAAGGGUCUUCCAAGGACUUGUAUAGGAUAUAACGAUAUAUAGUUUUCUUUUUUCCUAUGUUUCUCCCCCCUUGAGCGGAUAGACGCUAAUCCUGUCCACACCUGGCCUCUAAUGGGGUAGCAAAAUCUCGAAUUCCCGUACGAAGGACCUGAUAGCAGGCUAUAUCGCUCAGUAAGCUGAUAAGUUUUGUAAUGAGCCUUUGUGGGUGAUAGCACAAAAGUUACGAUGUAGGCAUGGUGGCUC
This is a messenger RNA of Xylaria bambusicola, 1571 nucleotides long. RefSeq lists its product as uncharacterized. Lineage: Eukaryota; Fungi; Ascomycota; Sordariomycetes; Xylariales; Xylariaceae. The transcript has 2 exons. The record is from RefSeq and is a predicted model, not a curated record. Gene Ontology annotation, biological process: peptide modification; carbohydrate metabolic process. Gene Ontology annotation, cellular component: plasma membrane. Bases 234 to 1370 code for a protein of 378 amino acids.